UCACAUUACUAUAGCUAUUCGAAACAAACACUACGCUGCCAAACAUGGCCGUCAUUACAGUAAUUACACUUUUCGUCACCAUGGCAACGAUUCCCUUGUUGAUGGAAUGUACUCCCGUGGAACAACCCAGCAGCGAGGUCCUAAAAUACUGCGGUUAUCUCAGCUGCAAGGACAUCCGUUUCGAAAAGGGUGAAAAGUUUUGCGCUAAAGACACCGUCCUCGGAUAUUGCAAGUGUGCCGAAAAUGACGGCAAAUGGCUUCCACGGUACGUCCAAUGCAACCUGGGAACCGUCUUCGUGCUGACCGAGAAAGGCUGUGUUACCGGAAACAAAGCCUCGCUGGCAGCUGCCUGCGAUGCAUAGUAUUUUUUUAUUCAUUGAAUCUAAUAAAUCUGUAAACUACGUCGGACAACUAUCCGUCCAGAGCUUAUCGGCUAC
Molecule: messenger RNA, 437 nt
Organism: Sabethes cyaneus
Lineage: Eukaryota; Metazoa; Arthropoda; Insecta; Diptera; Culicidae
Exons: 2
Coding region: 45-362 (105 amino acids)
Source: RefSeq, a predicted model, not a curated record